AUGGCUUCUCCCUCCGCGCCCUCUGCUGGCCCUUCAAGUACUUCUGCUGAGUUUGUUCGUGACAACUACAUACCUGUCUUUGACAACAAGCCCUCGAGCUACCGUGAGUACAGACAGCGUUUGAUGUUGUACUUCAUGAAGCUGUUGAAGCGCACGUCUGAGGCUACAAUAAACCUGCUGACCUCGCUCACCGGUACAGCGUGGGCCAGGGUUGAGCAUCUUUCGGAGACGGCCCCCGACAAAGAAAAUGGUUUUGAUUUGGUGUUGGCAGAACUGGACAAAGCCUUCCGCUACGACAAUCGGGUUGAAAUGCCCCGUGCUAUAGACAAGUACUUCUAUGCUCUGCAGCGCCGCCCAGACCAGACGCUCUUGCAGUACACUGGAGAGGCUAGGGAUGCCGUUCGUGAGCUUGAGAAACACGGCAUUGCCUUGCCCAGCGAAGUGCAGGGCUAUAUCUUGCUUAAGAAAUCGGGCUUGUCGCCCGAGCAGAAACAGCUGAUCCUGAGCCAGGUCGGUGCCAAGCUGACCCCUGACAAGAUCGAGGAGUCGAUGUUUUUCCUUUUGGGCCAGGACCACAAAGCUGCAGCUCGACAGCCGCCUACCCGAACCUGGCACCGUGGUGGUUCAAAGUCUGCCUCAUCCGGCACAUGGCGCCGAUCUUAUGGAUCGGCCCAUCUGGACCCUGAGGUCUAUGAGGAGGACGCUCAGUGGCAGGACGACGGCUACCUGGACGCUCUUGAGCCUGAGAAGACCGAGUACACUUACUAUGAGGACAUCGCCCAGGAUGACGACGAGGCCUAUGAAGAGGCCUAUGCUUCGUACAUAGACGCUCGCCGCCGUCUCGCGGAUGUCAAGGCCUCCCGAGGCUUCUUUCCCGUGGCCACCACUUGCCUUCGUUGCGGUCAGCCUGGCCAUUGGGCAUCGCAGUGCCCCAUGCCACCUAGCUCCAGCCCCUCCGUUGCUUCAAGUCCUUCAAAGCGUCCUCGGGACACUGUGCGCGUUGCCGCCGACUUGCCCUGUGCCUUGGACUCGGCCCAUGCUGUUGAUGCUGCCUUGGUUGUCACUGAGGACGGCAACCUUGUUGCACAGCAAGACGGCGGAGCCUCCGCCAUGUUGGGUGGCCACCGUCCCGUUAUGCAAGCCAUAAGCCACCUGCUUUCAAAAGGCGUGUCGCCAGCCAACCUUGCGUUGCAAGUCAGAACCGACUUUGAACUUGACCUUUGCAGUGUGUUGGGCGGUGAACCGACCGCCGCUUUGCUUGGCCCUGGUGGUGAGUUCAUGUUGCAGCUUGACGAAGGCCUUGACUCCGACUCAGUUCUUCAGCCGUUGGCCUUUGACCUUGUGACCGAGGAGUUGGCUACCCUGGCAUCCCCGUGUGACCCGCGCUUGCCGCUCCUCACUCUUGCCGACUACCUUGCUGAUACGGGCCGUGAGGGCCCUGACGUGGACCUUGCCUUCUCCACCGCCUCGGCGCCCGAUGCCGACAGUGCCCCUGCCUUGGACUCUCCUUCUGCCGAAACAAGUGUCGACCCUAGCGUUCAUGCUCCUGUCCUUUCGCCCGUAACGCCUAAGCUUCUUAAGUCUUUGGAGGUGUCCGCUCGCCAGGCAGUCAAUGCCACCAAUAAGGCCUUGGAGGAAGCCCUGUGGUCCUCACCUGCCACACCGCCUGUGUUUUGGGAAGUUUAUUCUGGCACUGGUAACUUGUCUGCUGAGAUGACCCGGCGUGGUUUUGAUGUUCGCACGUUUGACCUUCCUGAGUGGGACUUUACAAAGCCUUCCGAGCGCCGCCGCUUCUUGAACUUGUUGCACCAUGAGCGCCCGCAUGUUGUGUGGUUGGCGCCUCCGUGUCCCUUGUUGUGGUCCCCGCUCCAGAACUUGACUUCCAGUGACAGCUACCAGCAAGAAAUCUUGGAGCUAGACCGCCAGCUCCACCAUGCAAGCCACCUCAAGCUGUCUCGUCGUGUGUUCGACUUCCAGCUGUCCACAGGUCAUGUCGCAGUGAUUGAGUAUCCUAAGACAAGUCUUGCUUGGAGGACGCCAGCCUUCCGUGGAAUUUCUGGUUGGGCUGCCACCCUUGACCUGUGUGCUGUUGAUGCUCGACUUCCCAACCAGCACGGCCGACUCACCCCAAUUAAGAAAGCAACCAGGCUCCAGGUUACUCAUCCCGAGUUGUGUGAAAUGCUGAGCAUCAGGUGCCCCGGCCAUUCAUUUCACUUGCCUUUGGUUGGCCAAUCCCCUCGCAUUGGCUCGCGCUCGGCCGCGGCUGCUGCCUACCAGCCAACAAUGUGUCGCAAGCUUGCCGAUGCUUUGCAGACUGCUGUUGAUGUUGCACUGGCGCGCCCUGUCUUUGAGAAAGCCUUUGCCGGAGGGUCUGCCUCGGCCUCCUCCGACAUCCCUGCCGUGGACUCUUCUGCUCCUCCUCCAGCUCCUGUGUCGCACACUCCCGAGCGUGCCGCUGAUGAGCCUGCUGUUGCCCCUGCCGCACCUUCCGAGCCAGAUGUGGUGAAUCCUCACCGCAACACUGGUGUGUUGGAGCAGUUGCUUACAGAGCGCCCUGCCGAGGCGCAGCGCAUUGUAGCCCGGUUGCACAAGAACUUGGGGCACCCCAGCCGGGACCAGAUGGUUGAACAACUUCGCGCCCGAGGUUCUUCCAAUGCCCUUCUGCAAGCCGCCCAUGACUAUGUUUGUCCUACCUGUGCUCAGCUGGCUCCUCCCAACCAGCUCCCAAAAGUUCGCUUCGCUCUGCCACAAAGCUCAACCAGCGCCUCAUGGCUGACACCUUUUGGGUGA
Messenger RNA from Symbiodinium natans, 2790 nucleotides. Lineage: Eukaryota; Dinophyceae; Suessiales; Symbiodiniaceae. The record is from the annotation of a GenBank genome assembly.